Messenger RNA from Sesamum indicum (sesame), 2177 nucleotides. NCBI's taxonomy places the organism in Eukaryota, Viridiplantae, Streptophyta, Magnoliopsida, Lamiales, Pedaliaceae. The record is from RefSeq and is a predicted model, not a curated record.
ACAUUUAUCGUAUAAUUAGAUUAGAAUCUCCGAACAAGGUCCGGACAAAAAGAAGGAAGAAGAUGAAAUUAUUGAGACAAGUAUCAAGAACGAGAGAAACAUGCAUGCUUUAAUUAUUAUUAUUCUUUACUUCAUCUACCAAAAGGGAAGAGAAGAAUAGAGUGUUAUAUAUAGUUAGCUGAUAAUCAAAUCAAUUUUAGACACACACACACACAGGGAGAGAGAGAGAGAGAAAUGGCAGAGACUGCACUACAGUUCCUUCUUGACAACUUGCAGAAGCUGUUGGCGGAGCAAAUCCGUCUGAUUGCCGGAGCGGAAGAUGAGUUGGAAGAGAUGAAUAAGGAGCUUGAACUAAUGCAAUCCUUCCUCAGGGAUUCAGCCCGCAGACGCUUAAAGGGAGAACUCUUCAAAGCAUUGGAGAAACAGAUACGGGAAGCUGUUUAUGAAGCGGAAGACACCAUCGAUGCUUGCGUGAGCCAUGCUGCUGCAGCAGCAAGAACAGCGCACAGAUACUGCAUGCCGCCCCUAUUAUUGUUCACCUUCACCCCAAAGCGCCUUAGCCUCGCAAAACAGGUCCGAUCCAUCAGGAUACAUAAGAUCAAACCUGUCUUCGAUGAAGCUAAAAUCAAAUUUGCAACUCUCCCAAUAGUAGAUGAAGCUCCUCCAGAGAAAGAUGCAGUGGACAAAUUUCGAAGGGUUUCAUUAUCACAGGAAAAGAGAAUAGUAGGUCUUGAUGAUGAGGCAGACAAAAUAAUAAAGCAUCUGAAUGAACAACACUCGGAGGAAUUUGAAGUUAUCUCCAUCAUUGGUAUGCCUGGCCUUGGAAAGACAACUACGGCUUUCAAGAUUUAUCGUGAUUCAAGAAUUCGAAAUAAAUUCCCCACUGUAAUUUGGGUUUACGUUUCUCAAGACUUCAAAAACAAGGAUAUCUUUCUCACUAUUCUCAAACAGUUCACUCAGGAAUACAUGUCUGGAAUGAGUGAAGAGGAAUUGUGUCAACAAGUUAAGCAGCAUCUGUCGUCUGCAGGGAAGUUCUUGAUAAUCAUGGAUGAUGUGUGGACUGUUGAUGCUUGGAAUCAAAUCGAAGCAGCCCUGCCUAAAAGUAAUAAAUUGGGUAAAGUCCUGAUCACCAGUUGUUUUGAGAAUGUGGUGCGGCGUGCAAAUCGUAAAAGAGAGCCCCACAGGUUACGGUUUCUAAGUCGGGAGGAAAGUUGGGAGCUCCUCCAGGUAGAAGUAUUUGGUGACAUGGAUAGAUGCCCAUCGGAACUGGAACCGACUGGAAGACUUAUAGCCGAGCGAUGCUGCGGCUUGCCACUUCAGAUUGUUGUCAUAGGAGGAAUUCUGUUAAAUAAAUUGUCAUCCAUUAGCAAUACCAAAAAUGAGUGGGAAAAUGUAUCUGAUAGGCUGGGAACAUAUGUUAAUGAUGAGGAGCAGAAGCGGGUUGAGAGGAUUAUAUUAUUAAGUUACGAUGAACUGCCAUAUGACUUGAGAGAUUGCUUUCUGUAUCUGGGGAUGUAUCCUGAAGACUUUGAGAUAACGGCUUGGAGAUUGAUCCGCAUGUGGAUAGCUGAAGGAUUCAUAACAAGAAAGCCUGGUGGAAAAAGCUUGGAGGAAAUUGGAAAUGAAAAGCUGGAGGAUCUUAUAAGAAGGAACUUGGUGAUGGUCAAUAAAGGAAAGCUGGGAGGUGGAGUGAAAACAUGCCGUCUUCACGACGUGAUACGCGAAUUCUGCAAAAAUCAUGCUGCAUUCCAGAAUCAGAACUUGUUUGAAGAGAUAAGAAUGUUUAGGGAUGGUGAGUUUGAACCUCAGGUUUCAGAAAUACAGAACUUGCGUCGCCUUUGCAUCCAACCACCUAAUGAGUGCUUCUUCCGACAAAGACCAAAAGGCAGGAAACUCCGUACUUUUUGUUUUUUCAACAGGGAAAACCUCUUCUGCAAGGUGAACGAAGACGGCUUUCGAGGUUUCAUCAAGACCUCUAAUAUGCUCAGGGUUAUUGAUGCCGAGCUUAUUACAAUAGAAAAAAGUCCCACUGAAAUUUACCAAUUAGUUCACUUGAGGUAUAUAGCUCUGGCAGCCCCCUCUGGUUUCAAAAGGAUAUCUCAAAGCUCUGGAAUUUACAGACUAUUAUAUUGUGCGGACUUUCUGUGACAUUCCAAGCAGAUAUAUCGGAAAUAAUG